Molecule: messenger RNA, 1919 nt
Organism: Boleophthalmus pectinirostris (great blue-spotted mudskipper)
Lineage: Eukaryota; Metazoa; Chordata; Actinopteri; Gobiiformes; Gobiidae
Product: prostasin-like
Exons: 10
Coding region: 1-1773 (590 amino acids)
Biological process (GO): proteolysis
Molecular function (GO): serine-type endopeptidase activity
Source: RefSeq, a predicted model, not a curated record
AUGCGACAGGUGCUUAGUGCCAUAGUCGCAGCCAUGUGGAUCCUGUGCAUCUUCUCUCUGCUCUUCACAGGCUCUGUGGCGCAGCUCGAUGUGUGUGGAAGGCCUCCCCUGGACACCAGGAUCGUAGGGGGCGCUGAAGCUCCCGAUGGGGCGUGGCCCUGGCAGGUCAGUAUCCACAGAGGAGGGGGGCACAUCUGUGGAGGGUCCCUCAUCAACAACCUGUGGGUGCUGAGCGCGGCGCACUGCUUCUUGAGCGGUAUCGCUGCAGACAACACGGUGUACAUCGGGCGCAAGAGCCAAGAGAAUGCCAACCCGAACGAGGUCAGCCGCUCCAUUGUCCAGGUCAUCAACCACCCAGACUACAACCGCGACACCAACAACAACGACAUGGCCCUGCUCAAGAUGGAAUCCUCUGUCACCUUCACCAACUACAUCCGGCCGGUGUGCCUGGCUGCCCCGGAGAGCACCCUGUACGCGGGCACCAACGUCUGGGUCACGGGCUGGGGCAGUGUGGCCUUUGGAGUGCCUCUGCCCUCCCCACAGAACCUGAUGGAGGUGAAGGUGCCCAUCGUGGGGAACAGGAAGUGCUUCUGUGCCUAUGGCUCGGGCAUCACAGACAACAUGCUGUGUGCAGGGCUGGACGAGGGGGGCAAAGACUCCUGCCAGGGAGAUUCUGGGGGUCCUCUGGUGAGGAAGCAGAGUGGCAUUUGGAUCCAGGCAGGCGUGGUGAGUUUUGGAGAAGGCUGCGCUGAGGCCGGUAAACCCGGAGUCUACGCUCGAGUGUCACGUUAUCAGAGCUGGAUCUUGAGCUACAUCACAGAGAACCAGCCCGGCUUCAUUAAUAUCACCUCCUCUGGGACCAACAGUGACCUGAGCGUCUCCUGCUCCGGUCUGCCCCCUGUCGCCACGGCAGCAGCAACAACAACACCAACAACAACAACAACACCAACCACCACUACUGCUCCUCCACCGGUGGUGUGUGGCCAGGCCCCUCUCAACAGUCGUCUGUCUGGAGGUUCCUCUGUGUCCAGUGGGCAGUGGCCCUGGGUGGUCAGUGUCCAGAAAGAUCAGGUUCACGUCUGCGUAGGGAGUCUGGUGUCGGAGAACGCCGUUCUGAGCGACGCCAGCUGCUUCCCCAGGUCCCUGAACAUGUCACAGUGGAGCGUGGUGCUGGGGCAGUCUGAGCGUGUAGCCGUCUCUAACGUCACUGUGAGUAACAGCAGUGCCUCAAAUGUGGCGGUGCUUCUUCUGGCCUCCAAACCCUCUCUGUCCAACCACAUCCAGCCCAUCUGCCUGGACGACGGACGCACCUUCGCUCAGGGAAAGACCUGCUACGUUGCCGCCUACAGCCAGGGGGCAACAGGGGAGCAGACCCAACAGGAGACCCAGACCUCCAUCAUGAGCUGCGGGAACGCCUCCUCCUCAGACACCCUCUGCACCGGGGUCUUCACUCUGCAGCAGGGGGACCUCGGGGGGCCUCUCAUGUGUAAACUGGGCAGCUCCUGGUUCCAGGCCGUGGUUCUGUCCAACAGCAGCAGCCCGCAGACCCGAGAGGCCGUCAUGAGCUUUACCAAAGUGAGCGCCUUUAAGGAGUUCCUCUCCUCCCGCCUGGGCACGUUCCUGUCCCCGGCGGCAACGGCCACAUCUGCCCCCAGCUCCAACUCCACGUCCAACUCCACCUCCAGUAGCCCCGCCCCCUCUGCACUCAGCCCCUCCCUCCUGCUGGCGUCCCACCUGCUCCUGCCUCUGCUGUGGCUGCUGCUCUGUGGAUGAGCUGUGUGUAACUGUACAUGAUGUGACUCACACAAAUGAAGGGAACAACCCGGAGAUCCUCAGAGCCGCACUUAAUAUUGUAAUGAUCUAUAAAUCUUAUGAUUAAUGAUAAAAAGGUAACACUUUAUAAUAACUACACCUUAUUU